AUGAUAUGUGUGGACAAUGAGCCGUUCAAUAUGGUUAAACGUUCAGGGUUCAAUAAACUUAUGUCAUUUGUCAAACCACAGUACAAAAUGCCUGGUCGAAAAUAUUUCACAGAAACUGUUAUUCCUCAAAUGUAUACUGAAUUAAAGACAAAAAUAAUGAGUACAUUGGAAACGGUUACUGCUGUGUCACUUAAUUCUGAUAUCUGGACUUGCAGCCAUAACAAUGAAAGUUUUAUUAGUUUUACAAGUCACUGGAUCUCUGACGAUUUUAAACAACAGCAUUGUACCUUAAAUGUAAGGCAUUUUCCCGGAAGACACACUGGUUUUGCUAUUAAAAAUAUUUUAGAAAAACUAUUAAAUGAAUGGAAUUUGGCGGGCAAGAUUCAUUUAUUAAUAUAUGAUAAUGGUGCUAAAAUGAAAAAGGGAGUUGAUGAUGCAUCACUAGAUAGCUUUGGUUGUUUUUUGCACACAAUUCAUCUUUUUGUAACAGAGUCUAUAAAAAAUCAGAAAUCAGUCCAAGAUCUCUUAGUUCGUCCCAGAAAAGUUUCUUCUCAUUUCCAUCAUUCAUCAUCAGCUACUGAUAAACUGAAAUUAAUACAAAUUUAUCAAGGAAUUCAACUUAAGAUGAUUCAAGAUAUUUGCAAGUCGCUGCGUGAAGUACCUAGGGGUACACUUCGAUUCUAG
Molecule: messenger RNA, 684 nt
Organism: Rhopalosiphum maidis (corn leaf aphid)
Lineage: Eukaryota; Metazoa; Arthropoda; Insecta; Hemiptera; Aphididae
Product: zinc finger BED domain-containing protein 4-like
Exons: 3
Coding region: 1-684 (227 amino acids)
Source: RefSeq, a predicted model, not a curated record